Molecule: messenger RNA, 3000 nt
Organism: Hippoglossus stenolepis (Pacific halibut)
Lineage: Eukaryota; Metazoa; Chordata; Actinopteri; Pleuronectiformes; Pleuronectidae
Product: dematin
Exons: 17
Coding region: 185-1402 (405 amino acids)
Biological process (GO): lamellipodium assembly; cytoskeleton organization; actin filament bundle assembly
Cellular component (GO): actin cytoskeleton; plasma membrane
Molecular function (GO): actin filament binding
Source: RefSeq, a predicted model, not a curated record
CUCUCACACACACACACACACACACACACACAGACACACACACUGUGAGUAUAUUCGGGACGCAGUGAGGAUCAGCUGAUGUCGGAGCUGCUGGAUGUUUCUGACAAACAUCAGGUGCUGAAGACGAACAGAUACAGACAUGAUCCCCUAUUCUCCCUGAGGAACGGACCAAUCAGCAGUCAGGAUGAUGCCCAAGCAGCUGGCUCAGACGUCCCCAGGGAGCGUGUUGUCGCUGAGAGGCUCCGGCAUCCCAGGAUCCCCUGCUGCCGCCAUCGUGAUCCGAGUGGAGGAUGGGGUUAUCGGCUACAAGGACUUGGCGGCGUUGCCGAGAGACAAAGCCAUUCUGGACAUCGAGCGACCAGACCUGAUGAUCUACCAGCCGCACUACAGCUACAGUCCACUAGAGAGGUCUUUGUCUCCUCGCUCCAUCUCUCCUCCUCCCUCCCCAGAGAACCUGCCCAAGGAUUGGCUGGAGAACCGUUCCCCCGGAGGUUCCUCUCCCGGUUCCACCGUCCCGACCAGCAGAACAGACAGCGCACACACACCACCAACACCACACACACUGAACACACUGAACACACACUCCUCUGGUACCAAGAGCUCCGUGCUGCACUUCCACAGGCCUGAAAAUGGUUCCAACAUCUAUAAGAAGCCUCCGAUCUACAAACAAGACGUGUCGUCCUCUGUCGUCCCUCAGGGGAAACAGAUUGAGGAUCUGAUCAUCGAGUCGUCAAAGUUUCCAGCAGCUCAACCUCCAGACCCAAACCUGCCGUCCAAGAUCGAGACCGACUACUGGCCCUGCCCCCCCUCCAUGGCUGUGAUAGAGAAGGAGUGGAGGAGGAAGGAGCAGAGGGAUGAAGAUGAAGAGGAGGAUGAGGAGCAGGAUGAUGAACUGGGGGGACUCAGAAAUCUUCAGAAACAAGAACUCAACAAGAUUCAGUCUAAUCUUGGUAAAAUCAUCCUAAAGGAGGAGCUGGAAAAAUCUUCAACUCCUCUGAGGAGGAAAACUCGCUCCCUGCCGGACCGCAGCCAAAACACUGGGUCAAACGCCUCCAGGUCAGUUUGUUUCCCAGACGCCUCUAAGUCCGGCCUCUCCAGGCUUCAGUCCACAGAGUUCAGCUCCUCCCACAAAUCUCCUGCAGGUCUCCAGAACGGAGACUCGAGGAUGGACAGAGGGAACUCUCUUCCCAGCAUGUUGGAGCAUCAGGUUUACCCGUACGAGACGCUGGUGGUGACUCAGCGAGGACGAAGCAAACUGCCUCCUGGUGUGGACAGAACCAGACUGGAGCGCCACCUCUCUCAGGAGGAGUUCUUCAGUGUCUUCGGGAUGUCCAUCGACGACUUCGACUGCCUCUCUCUCUGGAAGAGGAACGACAUGAAGAAGAAGUUCUGUCUCUUCUGACAGUUGCCGGGACUCCACCUCCCACAAUCCCCUGCAUCUCCUGGGAUCACCGAUAGGAAACCACGCACUCUGAACAGAACGCCACUGUCAUCAUCAUCAUCAUCAUCAUCAUCAUCAUCAUCAUCAUCAUCAUCAUCAUCAUCAUCAUCAUCAUCAUCAUCUUCUUCUUCUUCUUCUUCAGAGCAGCGGCGUGUCGACGUCUCUGGUUUCAGGUUUGACUCUGGUGAGACUCAGAUCAGGUUUGAAUCUUCAGUCUCUGGAUGUUUGAGUCAAACGAUAAAACGACACAGCGAGAAGAAGAGCGGUGGGCGGGACCUCAGAGAGCCAGGGACCAAUUAAAAUUAGUUUUGAUAAAAACUCCACAGGAAAGUAAAAUUAAUUUAGAUUCAGAAUCGUCAACACCUGUUACUGAGCAGCAGCGCCCUCUGCAGCCACACGUUGGGAUCAGUUCUGUUGGGCUCCGUGUCCGAGCAAUGAAGUGACUGCGUCGUCCCACUGGAUAUUACCCAUGAUCCUCUGCUUCCUGACCCAGAAGAGCUGCUGCUGUAACAAAUCCACCAAACUCUGUUCAGAAUUCUUCAUAUUUCAAAGUUUCCUGCUGAAUAUUGGAGAUAAACUCUGGUUUUUAAUAACUUCAGAGUCUUUUUAACUGAUCUCAGUUCAGCAUUAAGGCUCAUUUAUUUGGACUUUACGUACGAAGAGAGAUUCGUCCGAUUCAAACCUUGUAACCGUCACUGCCCACGUAGUUUCAGUUGGCAUGACAGUUUAGCAAUAUGUCCACUAGAGGACAGCACAGAGUCAACAUGGUGAAGGUGGAGGAGGUGCGAUAACGUCCCUCUUGUCUCAGGUGAAAUAACAUCAUAUAGAUACUCGGAACAGUUUCACCAUUUCUUCCUCGUGUCCUAUGGAAUGAUCACAACACGUUUUAAUCUGCUGCUUUAAGGUAGAAAAGUUUUAUAGUGUUGAUUGAAGUUGAACUGGUUUUUACUGUUGAUCUCACACGACCACGAUUUUAAAAGAUACAACAUCAGCUGCACCAGGCGGUUGAAAGACUGAUCACAUGUUCCGCUGUCCACAUACUCUUAUUGUAUGUGACAAGUUCAAUAGUGACUCAUUAUGAUAAUGAAAUAAUGAAAAAUUUAAUGACUGAAUUUUUAAAAGUUUAAAAACUUUCAACUGUCAUCGGCUGAUUCUCGAAUCUGAACUGUGGCGGUGAAACUAUCUCCUUGUUUUUCUUUCUAUUUUAGCAAAAGCCACUGCCCUGUGUUAUCUAUGUACACUGCACACACACACACACACACACACACACACACACACACACACACACACACACACACACACACACACACACACACACACACACUCCUGGUCUGUGCGCUGAACAAUAACAAACGUGGAACCAGAGCUCGGAGACUGAGUCUGUCUGUAAUCACUUCUGCUCACCACUGUGGACUCAGUUUCCCACAAUGCAUCGCUCUCACGCUGAAUGAAGGAAAACUGAUGGAAAAACAUUUCUGUUGAACUUUGAAAAACAAACGACGGCGUUCAGCUUCGAUUAAAAAUCUUUCCAGCUGUUGACGUGAACCCUACGCUCGAGA